This is a messenger RNA of Spodoptera litura, 3407 nucleotides long. NCBI's taxonomy places the organism in Eukaryota, Metazoa, Arthropoda, Insecta, Lepidoptera, Noctuidae. The record is from RefSeq and is a predicted model, not a curated record.
AUUUAAAUGUUUUGCCACUUAUCUAAUGAGCUCGUUAUAAAUUCAUUACGAGACUUCUUAUCGCCAUUUAUUGGACUUCAUAUCAAAACAAAGACGUCCAUUUACUUGACAAACAUAGAAACUAUUACAGAAUAAACAUAAUCGACGAACCAAUCGUAGCAUUCAGAUACGAGCGGUAUCGCAUAGUGGUAGCAACCUAUCUGGGCCGAACGAUCGCGGCCCGCGCCUUCAUUGUCUCACAGCAGUGGUGAAACUAGAUACAGGGUGCUUGGGCGCAGAAGGACGUGCUGAUAACAGAUUACAGCGUGUCACCAGUAUCAGUUGAUCCUCCGCCGCGGCAAGAGCUCCUCACCGCCCGCCUAUGCUCUUGGCGACAUCGCGACAUCUGACCGACUGUGCAUGCGACUAAACUAAUUGAAUCAAUUCAACGAAUGUCUUCCGUCGCUGAUUGCAGCUCCCUAGUGCCCUCUCCGUGUUAUAUUAGUGCACCGCGAGAUUCGACUCUAUCCGCAGUGUUAGUGUUGUGAAUAAGUGCUGGUGAUGUAAUAUACCACAAGGUGGAUACUUGGACCUGGAUAUAGUGUGAAUGUGUACUGAAAGCACAAUGAACAGAAUAUUUGAGAAAGUGUUUCUGGCGGCUCUGCUGUGUGUGUGCGGCACACAGGGCAAGGAGAUGACAGAGAUCGAGGCGUUGGGCGCGCAGCCCACACACUGCACCUACGAAUACGCCUUUGAAAUGUACGGCGCCCACUGCGCCAGCCGGCGUCUCAACAAGGUACCCAAUUUGAGGAGUGGUAUUGAGAUCCUGGACUUCAGUGACAACAAGCUGCAGGAGGUCAAUGCCGACACACUGUCUAGUUACACGAACAUAAAGUUCCUGUACCUCGCAGACAACCACAUCUACCUCAUAGAGGAGGACGCGCUCACGUCUCUCACAGACCUGCAGACGUUGGAUCUCGCCAACAACGUCAUACUAGAACUGCCUAACUCAAUAUUCCAACUACCGUCUCUAAGGAAACUGUACCUGAGAGGAAACCCAAUUUUCUACAAAAAUAUGAACGCCCUCACAAUAGUGAAGCCGAUUAAAGCGCCACUGGAGCUCUUGGAUAUAUCAGACUGCAAGAUAAGAGAACUACCGGAUUGGGGUUACCUGCCGCAGCUGGUGUUCUAUAACAUCUCACAUAAUCCACUCGCCUCUCUCAACACGCACCACUUCGCAUCCAUGUGCAACCUUAAUAAAGUAGACCUAACGGAAUCCUUAAAUAGCUUGAAGCUGUGCGGCACCAGAUCCACAAUCCUAUGGUUCCAACAGAAAAGAAUAUUUUUCCAAUUGGAAGACUACUCUAAACUCAAUACUAGAGAGUUCGAAAACUGUCCGGUACCAGAAGACGACGGAUCUCACAACGCCACCUUUCAUCGAUGUAAAGCAGAAUAUUUGCAGGUGCAAAGUAUAAGGACGUCGCGUCGCACGUGGCUGACGAUAGGCGGCGGGCUGGCGGGUUUCCUCGUCGGCUUCAUCCUACUGCUGUAUGUGAUGCACCGGCACAACGUGAAGCAGACCAAGACCAAGGCUGAGAAGAUGAAGCACGCUACUCCAGCCGACGCAGACAAGACCGCCAGUGCAGUCCUCCUUAGCGACGUCGCGUAGUUACUAGCACCGUCACGUAUUUAAAUUCUUGCCUGAUAAUACGGCAAUCAUUUCAAUGCCUAGUACGCAAUUCGUAUGACAGGCGUACAGAAGUUGCUUGAUAACAAAAUUGAAAUGUCGAGAUACGCCGGCCAUGAUUGCGAUUGACGAUUGUAAUACGUCCAAUCAUUUUAUUUAUAAAUGGUGAAUAUUCAGGGUAUUUAAGGAACCAAAGAAUAUUUGGCAAUAUUUUAAGUUAACACUUUACGUAUCUACAUAUAAAUUAACAUUGUGCUUUGUAUAUUUAAUGUGGUGCUUUAGCGACAUAUAUGUUGUGAAGAGUUAAAAUAGUAGGUAUAGGUAUUUGUAAUUCAACUAAGCACUAGUUUAGCCUAACAAGAAUAACUAGCCCUUAUAUCGAAGGCAACCGAAAAUGCUAGGUAGAAAUCCUAUGUAUUCUAGAUAAUUAAUAAGUUUAGGAAGAUGUUACAGUGGUUAGAUAAACUCCCAUUAUUUAGUAACAGAACUUUAGUAAAUAAAUUGAAAUGUAAAAACUGAACAACUCCAAAGCUAUGAAAGGCUGACUAGUUUUAAUAUUGUACCGUUUCAUUCACCUGGAGCCUGGAGGAUUUUCAUGCAGUUGUUAUAUCGUAUGUAGUGUCAUAGAUAUGUAUGUGAUACCUAUAGGUAUGUAUGUGAGAUGUAAGAAUUGUGAUUUUGCAUGCACAGGUGAUGAAAAUAUCUACAUACAUGAGUCUGAACACCUGUGCGACCGUGCAUGACAUUUAAUUUUAGCUUGGGUUUGAGAAUCAUGUAAAGAAACAAGUUUAAAUAUUAAUUUAAAUAUUUAAAGUUAGGGACUUAUUAUUUAUGAAUAUGUUCAAAAACGUUCCAACACAUCAAUCUACUCCGAUGUGUCAAUUUUUGUAAUUGGAUUAUCGACUUUAUGUCUAAACGAUAGAGUUGAAAAUCUAAUAAAGAAAUUUAACUGAAACUGAAAAGAGUUAAGCCCUGCUGCCCACUGUACAUUGCAGGCUAAUAAUGAGUGUUUGCUUCUAUCUUUUAUGUAGUACUAUCAAUUAAGUAGGUAUGCUUGAGUUUAUAUUUCAUAUUUGUGCGAUUUCAUUCACAUCUUGCUAAAUAUUUUUACAUUUAGAAUUCUCAAAAUAUUUUUAAAGAUAAUGUGUGAUAACGAGGGUAUUUGUAUAAAGUGUAUGUGAUGAGUAGAUGAGUUAUUAUGAAUUCAUAAAACGAUGUUUAGCAUUUCAUAAUCUCUACCUACCUCCAUGGGAAACAGGCGUGAGGUUAUGUAUGUAUGUAUGUAUGUAAAAAGGUGUCGAGGUAUAUAUGGUUUAUAUAUUUAUUAAUAUUGGUGUGUGUGUUGGUUGGUCUAAGUAAGAUUACACUCACAUUUAACAUUGCAAACACUAUUUCGAAGAACGUUUGAGUCUUAUAGUUUUGUUGUAUCUACAAUAAGGGGAAAGUACUGAAUACUCAUCUAAAAUAGUAACAAAAUAUAUAGAACUCUAUUGUCGUUAUAUCACAGAUUAUAAUAAUUAUAAUUAUUUUUAUAUUCCCUUACUAAUACCUUCAUAGAAUUAUAUGUACGCAAUUGUUUUUCUUAAGUCUUACAGGUUACUAUUGCUACCAAAGAUUUCACUGUUAGUAUAUUAACACACUGUAAUAUAAUUUGGCAUUUUUGUAAACAACUAUUAAAUUGUCUAUUUGUAAACUGUAAGUUAAAAUUCACUGUGAUAAGUAUUAAAAAUGUUACUAAUUA